AUGAAUGCUGCUGUAAAAAAAUUAACUUCUGUUGAAAAUGAAUAUUUAGAAAAAAGUGGAAAGAAAAGAAGACAAAAGACAAUAAUAGAAGAUAUAGAAAUUAAUGAUGAUACAAAUAAAGAAGUUAAAAAUAAUACAAGUAUUAUAAAUGAAAUAAGUAAUAGAUUCCAAAUAAAAAAUGAAAGUGAAGGAAAUUAUACGUAUCAAAAUAAGGAUAUCAAACAAAUAAAUAACAAGGAUAAUAAUAAAAAUGAAAAAUUAAAAGAUUUCAUAAAAAUUAAUGAUGAAGAAUCAGAAGAUGAUUAUGAUACAUUAGAAAUUAUACGACAAUUUAGUUCUAUUCAUAUUGAAUCUGACACUGAUAAUGAUAAAGAAAAAAAAUCUUAUAACAAGAAAGAAAAUAAGAACAUAAAAAUAAAAAAAAAUAAAAAUAACAAAAAUAAGAGAAGUUCUCUUAUUUUUGAUAUCUCAGAAGUAGAGUGUGUUGAAGAUGCUAUAAUAUAUGAUGAAUCAAAGGAUACUAUAUUUCCAGAUUUGAAAGAGUUAUUUUCAGAGUAUAAUACAAAAUAUUUUUUUAAUAAGUUAGAAACUGUUGAAGUGAAAUGGAGUAAUAAAAUGAAACUAUGCGCAGGAAUAUGCAUAUUUAAGAAGUCAGGUUAUUGUUGUAUUCGCUUAUCCCUUCCUCUUCUAAAAUUAAGAAAAAUAAAAGAAUAUAGAGAAACAUUACUACAUGAGAUGAUUCAUGCUUUCUUAUUUUUAACUAGAAAGAAUUCAAGACAUGACGGACAUGGCCCUGAAUUUAAAAAACAUAUGUAUAGAAUAAAUAAAGCCACUGGAUUAUCAAUUACUAUUUAUCAUAGUUUCCAUGAUGAAGUUAAUUUUUAUAGAAAUCAUAUAUGGAGAUGCACUGGAGUUUGUAGAAAAUAUCCUCCUCAUUUCGGUUAUGUCAAAAGAUCUAUGAAUAGACCACCAGGGCCAAAAGAAAAAUGGUGGAGAAGACACUCAUUAUAUUGCAAUGGUAAUUUUAUAAAAUUGAAUGAAACAGACUCUACUAAUAAUAAAGGACAAGGAGAUCUAAAUAAAAAAGAAAAUUUCAAAAUUAGAUUAGAAAAUAUAUUAGAUAAAAAAACGAAUAACAAUAAAAAUAAUGAUGAAUUUGAAAAAAGAGAUGAUAACUUACAGGAAGAUAUUAUAAAUGAUGAAAUAAUUAUUUUAGAUUCUAAAGAUUUUAAAGAAAAGAAAUAUAAUGAAGAAAUUGAUAUAGUUGAUUUAAUUAAAAAUUUAUUUAAUGAGAAUAAAGAAAAAAUAUUAUCAUUUCCAGAUAUUUCAAUAGAUUACCAUAAAGCAUUUCAAAGCCAAAAAUAUUUUGAAAUAGAUUCAGAUAACUAA
This is a messenger RNA of Plasmodium relictum, 1389 nucleotides long. RefSeq names its product conserved Plasmodium protein, unknown function. Gene Ontology annotation, biological process: DNA damage response. Gene Ontology annotation, cellular component: nucleus. NCBI's taxonomy places the organism in Eukaryota, Apicomplexa, Aconoidasida, Haemosporida, Plasmodiidae. The record is from RefSeq and is a predicted model, not a curated record. Bases 1 to 1389 code for a protein of 462 amino acids. The transcript is spliced from 8 exons. Gene Ontology annotation, molecular function: polyubiquitin modification-dependent protein binding; metalloendopeptidase activity; single-stranded DNA binding.